This is a messenger RNA of Triticum aestivum (bread wheat), 1240 nucleotides long. RefSeq names its product stress-response A/B barrel domain-containing protein DABB1. NCBI's taxonomy places the organism in Eukaryota, Viridiplantae, Streptophyta, Magnoliopsida, Poales, Poaceae. The record is from RefSeq and is a predicted model, not a curated record.
CUUGGCUCACACAAAUGUGAUGCCGCGCCGAUCCGUCACUGUCCCCCCAGCCCCAUCUCGAUUUUAACCUCCUCCCCUCGCACUGACUAAAACCAUGAUUUGCCUCAGAGCCAUCCCCUCCCCUCGACUCCUCCACCUACCCCACAUAGCCUCCUCCCCGCUCCGCCGCCUCAGGCCCUCCGCCGUCCUCCGCGCCGCCGCCAUGUCCUCCUCCCCAUCCGUCGCCGCGCCCACCGUAGCGGCACCGGUCGAGCACAUCGUGCUCAUCAAGGUCCGCCCGGAGGCCGCGGCCUCGGGGGCCGCCGCGGCGAUGGUCUCCGCGCUGCAGGCGCUCUCCACGCUCGUCCCGGGGGUCUCCUACAUCCACGCGGGCCCCGUGCUCCGCCUCCGCUCCCCGGCCGCCGAGGCGCUCGGCCCCACCCACCUCCUCCACUCCCGCUACGCCACCAAGGCCGACCUCGCCGCCUACGCCCCGCACCCGGCCCACGUCGCCGCCGUGCAGGCGCACGUCGCCCCCAACGCGCUCGACGCCACCGCCGUUGACUGGGUCAACGCCGCGGGCGCCCCGUCCCCCGUCGCCCCCGGCGCCGCCGUGCGCCUCACCCUCGCCAAGGUCAAGGAGGGCGUGGAGGUCGGGCAGCUCGUCGAGAAGGUGGCCGCGGCCACCAAGGACGCCGGCGAGGCCAGCGGCGCCAAGGUCAGCUUCGGGGAGAACUUCUCCCCCGCGCGGGCCAAGGGGUACCAGUUCGGGAUGGUGGCCGUGUUCGGCAGCGUCGAGGAGCUGGACGCCGUGGAGGGCGACGGCAAGGUGGAGGAGGCCAAGGCCGCCCUGAGGCCCAUGCUCGACGAGGUCAUGGUGCUGGACUUCGUCGUCCCUAGAGUGCUGUCGAUUUGGGAAUAAUGAACUCGUUUGCUUGUGAAAUCUGUAUUAAUCUUGAGAUGAAUAAUAAUCAAUUGCUGUGCCUGCUGUGCUCCCAAGUAUUUACAUGCCGAUGCAUUCGGUUGGUACUCCCGUUUCUAAUACCAGGAAUCAGGAACCAAGCGGUGCAGUUGUUCACAACCCUUCUCAUCGCUAAACAUGUGAUAUUAAGCAUUUGACUGACAUCUUUGCUUCGGUGGUACUCAAGGAUAUUCGUCGGCAUUUGAAUGUAGCGGCUCGUGUAUUAGCCCAAGUCAUGUAAAAAUUCUGUUAGUUUGUGUGUUUUUCAUUCUACUCCCGAUUGUGUUCGGGAGAUUCUUU